CCUGCGCCCCGCUGCGUCCGCCUCGCUGCCUCUCUAGGGCACCAGCAGGCAAGAUGCGGUCCUCCUUGGCUCCGGGCAUCUGGCUGCUCCGCACCUUCUCCAGGGACAGCUGGUACAGAAGCUUCAUCCUGCUGCUCACCUUCUUAAUUUAUACCUGUUAUCACAUGUCCAGGAAGCCCAUCAGUGUUGUGAAGAGCCGUCUGCACCAGGACUGCUCAAAGAUAACCCCGCUCCCCAAUCAUACCCACGAUCCCAACGACACCACGUGGUGCAACUGGUCUCCGUUUGACCAGAGCAACUACACGGAGCUACUGGGGGCCGUGGACAAUGCCUUCCUCGUGGCCUACGCCAUCGGCAUGUUCAUCAGCGGGACUUUCGGGGAGCGGCUCCCCCUGCGUUACUACCUUACAGUCGGAAUGCUGCUCAGUGGCCUUUUCACCUCUCUCUUCGGCCUGGCCUAUUUCUGGAACAUCCACGUGCUCUGGUACUUUGUGCUCAUUCAGAUCUGCAAUGGACUCGUCCAGACCACGGGCUGGCCCGCGGUUGUGACCUGUGUGGGCAACUGGUUCGGGAAGGGGAAGCGGGGGUUCAUCAUGGGCAUCUGGAAUUCCCACACGUCCGUGGGCAACAUCCUGGGCACCCUGAUCGCCGGCGUCUGGGUGAGCGGGGCCUGGGGCCUGUCCUUCGUGGUACCGGGCAUCAUCACCGCCGCCAUGGGCGUCGUCACCUUCCUCUUUCUCAUCGAGUAUCCAGAAGAUGUGGACUGCACCCCGCCACAGCACCACGUGAGGGACGGGCCGGAAGAAGGCCAGACCAACCCCGAGGACCCUGGGAGUAACCCCUACUCUCACCAGGAGCACAGCCUGGAGGCAGAGGCCGGAUGCUCCAACGAGCCAAGCGCGCAGCCUGCUGCCGUCAGCUUUUGGGGGGCGCUCAUGAUCCCGGGCGUGAUCGAGUUCUCCCUGUGCCUGUUCUUCGCCAAGCUGGUCAGCUACACCUUCCUCUACUGGCUGCCUCUCUACAUCUCCAAAGAGGCCAACUUUAGCGCCACAGAGGCAGCGAACCUGUCUACGCUCUUCGACGUUGGUGGCAUCAUCGGCGGCAUCCUGGCGGGGCUCAUCUCCGACUACACCAAUGGCAGGGCCACCACCUGCUGCGUCAUGCUGAUCUUGGCCGCCCCCAUGCUGUUCCUGUACAACCACUUAGGCCGGAGCGGCCUCGCCACCUCCAUCGUCAUGCUGAUUAUCUGUGGGGCCCUGGUCAACGGCCCCUACGCGCUCAUCACCACUGCUGUCUCAGCGGACCUAGGGACUCACAAGAGCCUGAAGGGCAACGCAAAGGCACUGUCCACCGUCACGGCCAUCAUCGAUGGCACCGGCUCCAUAGGCGCGGCCCUGGGGCCUCUGCUGGCUGGGCUCAUUUCCGCCAAGGAAUGGAAAAACGUCUUCUAUAUGCUCAUCUCUGCUGAUGUCCUGGCCUGCUUGCUCCUCUGCCGGUUGGUGUACAAAGAGAUCCUUGCCUGGAAGUCGGCCCUGAGCAAAGACACCGGCUCUUGUCUGGCCUUAACCCACCCACGGUAGUAGUUUCCUCAAGUCCCAUGACUUUUGUAUAAAGAAAUGUGAGACCCCGAUUGGAAAAGAAGGACAGAGGGCCCCGGCUGGGUCCCCAAGUGCUCCCUGGCCGGACAGCCCAGACUGCCACAGGCUGCUGAGGCCAAGCCUCCCAACCCGACGCCCGCCAGCCCAGCGCCACGCUCAGGGACGCUACGGGGCUGGAGGAGCUCCACGGGAAGAGGGCAGCAGGCAGAGGGACAGGCCAGCGCUGAGCCGUGUCCCCGCCUCGCUGAGGGGAACAUCUGCCCAGACCCUGCUUGCUCAGGCUCCAGGACAGAAGGCUGCACAGGGCCGAGGCCCCGAAAAGGCACAGCUCUCCUUCCCCUGUGAAACUGGAACCUCCGCAAUCAGCCUGUACCUGCCGGUGCAGUCCUGACCGAUUGCAGAGCUGCCCAGCCUCGCUCUGUCCUUUGUCCACAAGCCGUCCUAUCUGAUCCUGCCUCUAACUCCUGACGCUCCCGGAUGAAAGCAUCAUGGCUCCAUCCUCCAGGGCCAGGGCAGGGGGCAGGGGGGUGGGGGUCGCGAGCAAGGAGUUGUCACUCUUGGCUGCUGCUUGUGCCACUCCAAAGACUGGAGGCCUCCCUUGUCCCCCCUGGCCCCGGCCCUCUGUGUCUCCAGCAGAGACAGAGUGUCAGGGUAGUGCUGUGGAGUGGGGGUAGGGGCUGCGACUGAAAAUACCAAUGUGUGUGAUAAAAAUAA
Molecule: messenger RNA, 2312 nt
Organism: Pteronotus mesoamericanus
Lineage: Eukaryota; Metazoa; Chordata; Mammalia; Chiroptera; Mormoopidae
Gene: SLC37A2
Product: solute carrier family 37 member 2
Exons: 19
Coding region: 54-1580 (508 amino acids)
Biological process (GO): glucose-6-phosphate transport; phosphate ion transmembrane transport
Cellular component (GO): endoplasmic reticulum membrane
Molecular function (GO): glucose 6-phosphate:phosphate antiporter activity
Source: RefSeq, a predicted model, not a curated record